Melampsora larici-populina 98AG31 is the source of this 1351-nucleotide messenger RNA. RefSeq lists its product as uncharacterized. Gene Ontology annotation, molecular function: RNA polymerase I cis-regulatory region sequence-specific DNA binding. Lineage: Eukaryota; Fungi; Basidiomycota; Pucciniomycetes; Pucciniales; Melampsoraceae. The transcript has 4 exons. Bases 40 to 954 code for a protein of 304 amino acids. The record is from RefSeq and is a predicted model, not a curated record. Gene Ontology annotation, biological process: nucleolar large rRNA transcription by RNA polymerase I; transcription initiation at RNA polymerase I promoter. Gene Ontology annotation, cellular component: RNA polymerase I upstream activating factor complex; nucleus.
CAACUUAACUAUCAUCAGACAUCAAAACAUCGAAACAUCAUGAGCUUACCAUCCACUCUAGCUAUUGAAGUUAGAUCAUAUUUAAACCAACCAGAUGUCGAUUUACAAUUAGUUAGUGCAAAACAAAUCCGAAGACAUCUUACCACGAUCUUUCCUUCUUUAGAUACAAAGCUUUACAAGACCGAAAUCGAUGGGAUUUCGAUUCCAAUCUUUCAUGAAGUACAAAGAGAAAUUGCUGAAGGUCAAAAUGGAAUCAAAAAAGAAGAAGCAGAAGAAGAAGAAUUACCAUUGACACCUAAUUCAGCACCAGCACUUGGACCUGAUAGCUAUGGAUUAAGCUUACCGUCUGGAGGGAUUCCAGGAGGAAAUCAAAGAUCUCAAAGCCAAUCACAAGAAGUCCUAAGUUAUUCGAUCCCACGAAGUUCUCAACCUAUCAAACCAUCAAGUAAAUCGAAACCUACACCUAUCAAAUCACAAAGCCGAAAAAGAAAGAGUGCAGCGUUUGUAGAGAGUGAAGAUGAUGAACCUAAACCAAAGUUGAAUGAAGGAUCUAAACCCAAAAAACCUAGAAAACCUAGAGCUCCUAAAUCCGAAUCUGCUGAACCUAAUUCGUCUAAUAAAGGAAUCCAUAAAGAAAUGAAUUGUUCACCUGCUCUAGGUGAUCUGAUUGGAGUCUUAACGUGUUCGAGACCUCAAGUGGUUAAAAAGAUUUGGGAACAUAUUAAAGCAAAUGACUUACAGGAUCCGAAAGACAAACGACAAAUUAUAUGUGAUGAAAAGAUGAAGGCGGUCUUUAAUGUGAAAACAGUUCAUAUGUUUACCAUGAAUAAAUUACUUGGAGACCAUCUUUGGGCAGAUGAAGAAGUACUGAAACCUAAAGAUGAACCGGCUCCUUCUGCAAGCUUUCAGUCUAUCACCCCUGGUUCUUCUCAAAUCGUUUCAACUUCAUCAUAACCAUUUCUUUUGAACCGCUUCACUUCGACUUCGAUCUUAAACUUCUUAGAUCUCUUUUACCUAUCAAACUCAAAAGUCACUUGAUCAGAUCCAAAUGACCUUUUUUUGUAGGGGAUACUCAGAUGUGCUUUGGAGACUCUUUCAAUAGGAUAAAGAAAAAGAAAUCAUGAGGUUGAUAUGGGGUUAUGGGUUUGGUUCAAACCAUCCGAUCGUUUUCUUUGGUCUCGUUCUUUUAUUCUACAUUUUCGAUCAUCUUUUUUUGUUAUAUUUCUAAAGCAUUUCGACCCCAAAAUAUCUUACUUUCUUAAGUAUAUAUAUACAUACAUAUCUAAAAUGAAGAAAAUCAAUUUGUAGAAUGUAAAACUUCUGAUGUUUUGAAAAUCUUGUUAUACUUGAU